AUGCCCAGCUUUGCAUCGCCUGCAUCCACCUGCUUAAACAUUACGCUUCGGGGUUAUAUCUGGCCGAGAGCUCAAGUCACAUAUUUAAGGAACGCGACGCGCCUGUCCAUCACCAAAAAUUCUCGACCUUUCGCAACGCAAUUCAACCCGUCAGACCGUGUCCCGAGCCGCCCCAUCCCCCGCCAGCUCCAGCCCACAUUCUCCAAGGCCAACAUGAGCAGCCAGCGCGUCCCAAUCGAAUCCCAGCGCGUGGACGCACCGCUGACCUCGUCGGCGACCUUCCUCGUUCUAUCAGCGACCGAUAAGGAAGACUCCAUCAGCACAAUUCGGUCCGUCCUCGCUAGCCUGGACGAUCUCGCCAAGAAUGUCUCCAUUCGCGACUUGAAUGCCCAAUUCGCUUGCACGGUCGGCAUUGGCAGCGAUAUAUGGGACCGGUUGACCGGUUUGCCUAGACCUGCAGAGCUUCAUCCGUUCAAGGAGAUCAAGGGCAACAAGCACACCGCUGUCUCAACGCCUGGAGAUUUGCUGUUCCAUAUCCGAUCGGAGCGACGGGAUAUUUGCUUCGAGUUUGAGAGGCAAUUGAUGGAUCAGCUUGGUGAUUCGGUGUCUCUAAUUGAUGAGACAGUCGGAUUCCGAUACUUUGAUGUCCGCGAUCUUCUCGGUUUCGUUGACGGAACGGCCAACCCCGUCGGGCCAGCUGUGCCCUCGUCCGUCCUCAUCGCAGAGGAAGAUACAUCCGCCCAAGGAGGCAGUUACAUCGUGAUCCAGAAAUACGUGCACGAUCUAGAGUCCUGGAAGUCUCUGCCGACGGAAACACAAGAAAAGAUCAUUGGACGAACUAAGCUUGAUAAUGUGGAACUCGACGACGCCGAGUCUGGACAGCGAUCGCACAAAACCCUCAACACGAUUGAAGACGAGAAUGGCAAUGAACAUGAUAUCUUACGCGAUAACAUGCCAUUUGGAUCGCCUGGUUCAGGCGAAUUCGGCACGUAUUUUAUUGGGUAUACGCGCCGGUUGUGGGUUAUUGAGAAGAUGUUGGAGCGCAUGUUCGUUGGCCAUCCUCCUGGCCUCCACGAUCGAAUUCUGGAUUUCUCUACGCCGUUGACGGGAACGACAUUCUUUGCUCCAUCGGCGAGUCUACUAGCAAGCUUGGAUUCGGAUUAA
Molecule: messenger RNA, 1164 nt
Organism: Penicillium daleae
Lineage: Eukaryota; Fungi; Ascomycota; Eurotiomycetes; Eurotiales; Aspergillaceae
Product: Dyp-type peroxidase
Exons: 1
Coding region: 1-1164 (387 amino acids)
Cellular component (GO): cytosol
Molecular function (GO): heme binding; peroxidase activity
Source: RefSeq, a predicted model, not a curated record